CUAAUUUUGGACUGAACUUCUCUAAAUUCAUCUUUCGUUCACGAUCUUGAAUGGGUUGAGAGGUUGAAGGAGUAUUGAGAAGAAGUUUCUGGGUUCGACGGGUUACAAAUCCCCCACAUUAUUCUUCCUUUUUCAGCCGUUCCUGUAAUAUCAGAUUUUUGUUUACCAGUGAAUAGGUAUGGCAGAUAGAGAUGAAGAGUUAGCAAUGCCAAGAGAUGCAAAGAUUUUGAAGUGUUUGUUGAAAUCAAUGGGAGUGGAGGAGCACGAGCCGUGUGUGAUAAACAAGUUUCUAGAGGUGUGGUAUCGUUAUGUUGUUGAUGUGUUAACAGAUGCUCAAGUGUAUUCAGAGCAUGCUGGUAAGUCUGCAAUCGACUGUGAUGAUGUUAAACUUGCUGUUCAGUCCGAGGUUAACUUCAGCUUCUCACAACCACCACCACGUGAGGUUCUUCUGGAGUUGGCUCAAAAUUGCAACAAGAUACCACUGCCAAAGACUAUAGCUGGACCUGGUGUUCCUCUUCCACCUGAUCAGGACACAUUAGUUCGUCCUGGUUAUCAGUUUGCAUUUUCAAACAAAAGACUUGCCGAACCAAUGGAAGAGACAGAAGAUGAUGAUGAAGCUGUCAAUACCAACCCUUCACAGGAAGAGAAGACUGAUAUCCAACUGAAUCCCCACGAAAGAGUGUCAUUUCCUCUGAUAAAACGCCAAAAUGAUUAAUUUUUCUUCCAUUUGUUAUUAAUGAUUCAUUUUGUCUAGCUCAUAACCUCAUUUGUUAUUGUUUACUAUAGUGGUAGUAACAGAAAAGGGGUUGUGGUGUUGAAGUUAA
Molecule: messenger RNA, 824 nt
Organism: Cicer arietinum (chickpea)
Lineage: Eukaryota; Viridiplantae; Streptophyta; Magnoliopsida; Fabales; Fabaceae
Source: RefSeq, a predicted model, not a curated record